Messenger RNA from Antechinus flavipes (yellow-footed antechinus), 2805 nucleotides. It is a transcript of the gene PAX7, whose product is annotated as paired box 7. Gene Ontology annotation, molecular function: RNA polymerase II cis-regulatory region sequence-specific DNA binding; DNA-binding transcription factor activity, RNA polymerase II-specific. The transcript has 9 exons. Gene Ontology annotation, biological process: regulation of transcription by RNA polymerase II; anatomical structure development. NCBI's taxonomy places the organism in Eukaryota, Metazoa, Chordata, Mammalia, Dasyuromorphia, Dasyuridae. The record is from RefSeq and is a predicted model, not a curated record. The coding region runs from base 537 to 2048 and encodes 503 amino acids.
GAGAAGAGAAGAGAAGAGAAGAGAAGAGAAGAGAAGAGAAGAGAAGAGAAGAGAAGAGAGAAAAAUAAAAACCCCAAAGAAAUCUGUUUCACAGCCUCAGCUCAGAAACUUUAGCCCCUAGUGAGAGAGCCAGUGUCCUUAGCUUUUCUGGGGCUGGGGGGGACAGGAUUCCCACCCCUCCUCCUCCCCCAUCUCUACAGCGCCGGCUUCCAGUUCUGCCUCCCCAGUUCUGCCCGCACAACUUCUGGCGGAGGGGGACGAAGGGAGACUUGGGUCGGAUUUGUUUGUUUUAACUUCCUUACCACCCCCACCCCCACCUCACCCCCCCCUCCCGGUUUCCCAGCUUCUGGACGCGUUUGACUGCAGCCGGGGGUGGGGUGGGGGGUAGGGAGAGUGUGUGGGGGUGGAGGGGGGAGAGGUUUUUUUAAAAAAGGAGAAAGGGAGAGAGAGGAGAAGAAAGAGCUCACAGUGGGGGGAAAAGAGAGAAGACAGGAAGGAUUUCUGAGGACUCCGGACCUGUCCCUGGCGUGCCCAGAAUGGCGGCUCUCCCCGGCACCGUACCGAGAAUGAUGAGACCGGCUCCGGGACAGAACUACCCUCGAACCGGAUUUCCCCUGGAAGUAUCCACCCCACUGGGCCAGGGCCGGGUGAAUCAACUUGGCGGGGUCUUCAUCAACGGCAGGCCCCUACCCAACCACAUUCGUCACAAGAUCGUGGAGAUGGCCCACCACGGCAUCCGACCCUGCGUCAUCUCUCGCCAGCUCCGCGUCUCCCACGGCUGUGUUUCCAAAAUCCUAUGCCGCUACCAGGAGACUGGCUCCAUCCGGCCUGGGGCCAUCGGGGGCAGCAAACCCAGGCAGGUAGCCACUCCAGACGUGGAAAAGAAAAUAGAGGAAUACAAAAGAGAAAACCCCGGGAUGUUCAGCUGGGAAAUCCGGGAUCGGUUGCUCAAGGAUGGACACUGUGACCGGAGCACGGUUCCCUCAGUGAGUUCGAUUAGCCGUGUGCUCAGAAUCAAAUUCGGGAAGAAAGAGGAAGAGGAUGAGUGCGACAAGAAAGAGGAGGACGGGGAGAAGAAGGCGAAACACAGCAUCGACGGCAUCCUGGGCGACAAAGGAAACCGGCUGGAUGAAGGCUCUGACGUGGAGUCUGAACCUGACCUCCCCCUGAAGCGGAAGCAGCGCCGCAGCCGGACCACCUUCACGGCCGAGCAGCUGGAGGAGCUGGAGAAGGCUUUUGAGAGAACCCACUACCCCGAUAUCUACACCCGAGAGGAGCUGGCCCAGAGGACCAAGCUGACAGAGGCCCGGGUCCAAGUGUGGUUCAGUAACCGUAGGGCACGGUGGCGCAAGCAGGCAGGUGCCAAUCAACUUGCAGCAUUCAACCACCUUCUCCCUGGAGGCUUCCCACCCACGGGCAUGCCCACGAUCCCACCAUAUCAACUGCCGGACUCCACCUACCCCAGUACCACCAUUUCCCAAGAUGGAGGAAGCACCGUACACAGGCCCCAGCCCCUCCCACCGUCCACCAUGCACCAGGGGGGUCUUGCCGCAGCUGCCGCUGCCGCAGACACCAGCUCUGCCUAUGGGGCCCGCCACAGCUUCUCCAGCUACUCUGACAGCUUCAUGAACCCGGCGGCCCCCACUAACCACAUGAACGCUGUCAGCAGUGGACUGUCUCCCCAGGUGAUGAGUAUCCUGAGCAACCCAAGCGGGGUUCCCCCACAGCCCCAGGCCGACUUCUCCAUCUCCCCACUGCAUGGGGGUCUGGACACCGCCAACUCCAUCUCAGCCAGCUGCAGCCAGCGCAGUGAUUCUAUCAAGUCCGUGGACAGCCUCCCCACUUCGCAGUCCUACUGCCCCCCCACCUACAGCACCACUGGCUACAGUGUGGACCCUGUGGCUGGCUACCAGUAUGGACAGUAUGGACAGACUGCUGUUGACUAUCUGGCAAAGAAUGUGAGCCUGUCCACACAACGUCGAAUGAAGUUGGGAGAGCACUCAGCUGUGCUGGGGCUCCUGCCUGUAGAAACGGGUCAAGCAUACUAAAGCCCUAGGGCCCCUCUCCCAGAUCCUUGACUCCUGUAUCCCCACUAUCCCUGCCAUCCUGUCCUAUACUUAUCCCUGUGCCUCUCUCACCCCAAGUCCUAAACCAUCCCCCUAGAUCUACUGAUGCAUCAUCUGAGGAAGUGGGACCAAUAAGCUCCGGUCUCUUCCCAUGCCAUCAUUCUCUGGCAAAAAUCUGUGACCGUAGACCAUAAAGACACCAUUUCAGUCCCUCCUCCAGCAUCCCCGCCCCAGUCUCCUGAUGCCAAUCCUAAUCCCAGCUGGAUUACUGGACUGAUUUAACCCCCUGCCUCCAACCUCAACCUUUGCUUUAAGCAAUGGGUAGAACCCAAGCUGAAUUAUGACUUCUAUAAGAAAUCUCUCUCAUUCAAGGCCCUUCUCUUCACUUCAAAUGUAUAGACUUUUUGAAUGCUUCCCCUCACAGAGGAUGCAGCGGGCAAGAUAGUUCCAAAGGGAUAGGAUCCUGGAGCUCUUGGUGUGGUGGAAAGAACACUAGAUUUGGAGUCAGAGGGACACUGCCAUUUCUGAUCUAUGUGACUUAGGUUAAGUGAUUUCUGAUCUCUGAGUCUCAAUUUCAUCAUCUGGAAAGUGAAGAACCAAGACUCGAUGACCUCUAAGGUCCCCUUCUAGUUCCCAAUCCUGUGAACCUUUGGACCCACAUUAGAGUAAGGAGGUCCCCAAGGUGGCACCCUGUCAUAAAGACAGUUUGAUCAGGAGGGCCUUGGGGGUGAAGGGAGAA